This is a messenger RNA of Paramecium pentaurelia, 1482 nucleotides long. NCBI's taxonomy places the organism in Eukaryota, Ciliophora, Oligohymenophorea, Peniculida, Parameciidae. The record is from the annotation of a GenBank genome assembly.
AUGUUUUGCACUUCUCAUCCUCGAAGUCCAAUAUCUUUGGUAUGUGUGGCUGAACACAAGUGUUAAUGUUAAAGGAAGAUGUGUGUUGAAUGUCUUUAUGAACACGGAGUAGAGAUUAAACAAGCAGUUCUGAUUAACAAAUUUCAUGAAAUGCUUCUAAAGAAAUUGAAAGAAAAUCAGUUGGAGGAUACAUCAGAAUUAAUUAAAUAGAAAAUAAACUUCAAAUAACUGCUAUCUGAAACUGAAGCAUUUAUGAAGAAGUUAUGGGAAGAUUUAGUAUCUUCAAUUAAAUUGAUCUAUGAGAUGAUCGAGUAAGAAAAUAAUUCUUACAUUAAUCUCAUCAGAAAAAAUGAAAAUUUAGCAGAAUCUUCUUAUAAUGAUUUGGAAAAACUAGUGUAAAUACAGAAUGGGAGAAUUUUAGAUGAUUGGAAUUAUAAAAAGAUUUCUUAUGUGUCGAAAUUGGAUAAAGCAAAGUAGUGGCUAGAAAAAGAAGUGAAAACUUUCAAUGAAAAAUUUAAACAAGAAAUGAAUGAGAUUUUAUAGAUGUUUCGGUAUAAUUUAACAACAUUUUCAAAUAGGAUUGAAAAGAAAGAGUAAUUGAUAUGGAAAGAAGGCACCCAACAACUUAGAGGAAUCUAUUGGAAUUAUAAUUUUGAACCACCUUUUUAACAAACAAUACCACUCCAAAUCAUCUUUACAUUGGACAAAGAAAUUGAAUAUUUCAGAGAUGGAUCUAGGCUAAGAAUGUAAAAUUGCUUUAAGAUUAACUUAGAGAUAAAAAUAUAGACAUAACAAAGAAUCCUGAAAUUUUAACUAAUUUAGAAUAAAUCUAAAAUCUUAAAUGGUUUGGACAAUAUGGAGAUAAUAAUAAGUAGAUAGGCAAAUGGAUCAUAAUAUGGAGAGGUGAAAAAAUAUAGGAUGUUGGUGGAGAGUACUCUAAUAAUGGUGAAAAAUAAGGUUAUUGGAUAGAUUUGGCGAAAAAUUAUUAGAAGUGAAUUAAAUAAUAUUAAUUAAUAGAUAAGCGUAAGUGCUUGAAAAAGGUGAGUAUGUGAGCGGUCAAAGAAAUGGUGUCUGGAAGUUUCUUUUUGAAUAUAACAAGAUGUAACUAUUAUAUUAUAAAAUAACAAAGAGGUGGUGGGGUUUAUAAAAAUGGAAUUAAGAAUGGAGAAUGGUAAGAAUUGAGUGAUGGCUUUAAUAAAUAUCAUUAAGUAACUUACAAAGGUUAAUAUAAAAAUGGUAAGAAAGUUGGAAGAUGGGAUAUUUAAUAUAGGCCUGAUGUAGAUGAACCAUUUAUUAUAAUGUAAUAUAUAUUGUAUUAAAGUGUCUUUCAGUGGUGGUGGUUAAUAUGAUGAAGCAGGUGAUGGACUUAAGUUAGGUAAUUGGGUGGAAAUAUCAGAUAAUUUUAAUAAAUAUAAUUAAGUAACUUACAAAGGUUAAUAUAAAAAUGGUAAGAAAGUUGGAAGAUGGGAUAUUUAAUAUAGG